Molecule: messenger RNA, 1848 nt
Organism: Drosophila mojavensis
Lineage: Eukaryota; Metazoa; Arthropoda; Insecta; Diptera; Drosophilidae
Gene: BBS4
Product: Bardet-Biedl syndrome 4 protein homolog
Exons: 10
Coding region: 180-1634 (484 amino acids)
Biological process (GO): cilium assembly; protein localization to cilium
Cellular component (GO): ciliary basal body
Molecular function (GO): protein binding
Source: RefSeq, a predicted model, not a curated record
CCAACAAAGGGGGACAACAAAAAGUUAGCUUUUUCUGUAGACCUCACUGGAGUUUACAGCUUUGUUUUUAUCCAAGGGUGGCAACCCUAGACGAAGCCAUGGCAACCUGGAAGAGGCACAACACAUGAGCGUUAAUCAGAUAAAACUCUGUUUUUGGAGCCCAGCCAAACUGAAGUCAGAUGUACGAAGCGGGCAGUGAGCAAAUCAAUUGUAACGGCGCUCUCAUAGAACUGCCCUCGCUGCAGGUAGUAAAACCAGCGCCCAAAAUGCCAACAGACGCAAACAUCGAUUGGCUGCUCCACAUUUAUUUCACACGCCGCCAAUUCGACAGAUGCCGCCGACUCAUCGCGCGUGAGCUGAAUCGUCAUUUGAAUGCGGAGUACCUGUACUUCGUGCAGGGCCUAAUUGACCGCGAAGCUGGCAAUCACAUCGAGGCGCUGCGCAACCUUCAAAGGGCAGCCGAGCUGAACUCCAAAAAUAUUGAGAACUUUAAGGAAAUCGGAAGGACUCUCUACCUGAUGGGUCGCUACAAUCAAGCACUCAGCGUAUUUCGGGAUGCCGAACAGCAGAGUCCUCGACCGGAUCACGAGAUCUUUCAUUACCUGGGCGAGCUGCUCUAUCGCUCGGCCGCCACACAGCCCCAACUGGAGGCAGCGCGACAGCAGCAGAAGGAGGCGCGAGAGUACUUCGAGCGGGCCGUGCAAACGGGCAAGAAACAGGAGAGCUACAUUCGACUGGCCGAGCUCUACCGCAAGGAGAAGGAGUACCAGAAGGCCAUCGAUGUGCUCGAGGCCUGUCUGCAUCUCACGCCGGAGAAUGUGGAAGUGCUGACAGAAAUCAGUGUGCUCUACUUGAAAAUCAAUGAAACGCAAAGGGCGUUUGAUCGCUUGGCUGAAAUUGUGAAUUUCGCAGGAAACUGCGAGCCGAAAGGAUUGCUGGCCCUGGGCGCCAUUUUACAGUCGCGCAACGAUGUAGACGGCGCCUUAAGCAAAUACAGCCAAAUCGCAGAUGCCGAGCCGGAAAUUGCGGAGCUCUGGAACAACAUUGGUCUGUGCUUCUUCAAAAAGCAAAAGUUCAUUGUGGCGAUUUCAUCUUUACGCAAAUCGAUUUGGCUCUCACCCCUCAACUACAAUGCGCUCUACAAUCUAAGCCUCAUAUACAUUGCCUCCGAACAAUAUGCGAGCGCCUUUCACACUUUGGCCGCAGCCAUCAACCUACGCAAGGACAAUGCCGAGUGCUAUAUGCUCCUGGGCUUGUGCCUGCGCAAGCUGGACGACAUGGAGAAUGCGUUUGUGGCUCUCGAGCGUGCCUGCAGCCUGGCCAGCGGCAAUAUGCGACAUCCGCUGGUGUUCCUCAACUUUGCGCUCUUCUGCUUUGAGACCGGGCGUCUGGCCUUGGCCACAGAGCACUACAACCGCUUCAUGAGUCACGCUCAGGAUUUAUUGCUGCCCACUGAAUAUAAAUUCCAGGCCACAAAGCUAAAGUCGCUGCUGCGCAUCUCGACGCACAGCCAGGGUAUACUAGGCGAUGGCGACGACUCCAUGCGAGCAGGAGAGGCGGAUGCAGCCAACCGGGAUGUGUUGCAGGAUGAACUACCGCUAGAAGUGAAUGCUGUGGUCAGCACUGGCAAUUGAAAAGAGAUAAACAACAAAGAGACAAAGAAAGAGAGAGAGAGAGAGAGAGCUGAAAUAAUUAACUCACAUCGAACAUUUAUUUGAAACUUGUUCAAAAUUGAAAUCAAAAAGCGUGAAAACAAAUGCGUGAGAUUUGAAGCCAAUGCAAAUACAUUAGCCACGCGACCUUAAAGCUACAUUUAAAUUACAUCUACUUAAUAUAUCUAUAUAGUAU